Molecule: messenger RNA, 790 nt
Organism: Cornus florida
Lineage: Eukaryota; Viridiplantae; Streptophyta; Magnoliopsida; Cornales; Cornaceae
Product: acyl carrier protein 2, mitochondrial-like
Exons: 2
Coding region: 132-515 (127 amino acids)
Biological process (GO): fatty acid biosynthetic process
Cellular component (GO): mitochondrion
Molecular function (GO): acyl carrier activity; acyl binding
Source: RefSeq, a predicted model, not a curated record
UUGCAGCCCUAAAAAUGCUUCUCUCAGUUCUCAAUGGCAAGGGGGUUUUGGUCAUUUGAGGUUUGAUCAACAAAUCAGCAGAGUGAGAAGUUCAAGAUAGGUAAUAGCUCUCCGGUAAAAGGACUUCUUCAAUGGCGGCGAGAAAUGCACUUCUCAAGCACCUGAGGGUGAACGCUCGACCCGUGCCUCCAAACCCUAGCUCAGUUUCUCUCUCCUUCGUCCAUCUGCUCCGACGCAACUUCUCGGAGGAGGUCAGGGGUUCAUUCCUCGACAAGUCCGAGGUCGCAGACCGAGUCGUCUCUGUUGUCAAGAACUUCCAGAAAGUUGACCCUUCCAAGGUUACACCAAGUGCUCAUUUCCAGAAUGAUCUCGGGCUAGAUAGUUUAGACACUGUGGAGAUUGUGAUGGCAUUUGAAGAAGAGUUUGGGUUUGAGAUUCCUGAUAAUGAAGCAGACAAGAUUCACUCCAUCAAUCUUGCCGUUGACUUCAUUGCAUCUCACCCUCAAGCAAAAUAGGGGGGACUGAUUUGUUUUCCCCUUUCUUGUGAGGAAUUAGCUGCAGCAAGAGAGUAGUUUCUCUUUUCCUACCUUGGAUAUAAAUUAUUUGUUUGAGUUCCUUCUCUGUGGAAAGUUGGGAGUUUAUCUUGGGCAUUUGCUGACUUGUAGUUUCGUGCAUAAUUCCAGAUGGAAACUACUAUACGAUUAAGUGGGCUAUGAUCUUUUGAAAAAAUGCUGGUUGCUUAGAUGAUAUUUUGUCUCAAAAGCGUUGAAUUGUUUUCUUUUUCUCUCUA